UGUGAAACAUGUGAGUGAAUCUAAUUCAUGGGUGUGUUAAUAUUCUAGUCAUUUUAUUGUCAUUUUGCUUUUCGGAACGUACUUUCUCUUACCUCAACAUCAAGUCACGAAAAUGGAAAGGCUUGAAGAAACUGCACCAUUCAUCAUUCAGGAUUCUGUAAACUGUUUGCGGGGCAUUGAAAAUAGUGAUGAACAUCUCAUAGAGGUGAAUUUACCCAGAAUUGGACAUUAUAUAGAAAUCCUUACACAACUGGUGCAACAAAACGUUGAUGAACAUUUGAGAGAAAUAGUUUCACAAACCUUGACUCAUUUGCAGCACCUCAGUGUUUCUGCAAAUGAAUGUCUAGCUAGAAUCCAAAUAAUGGAACAGGCAGAUCAAGUCAAGCCAGAUAUGAGUGUUGCUGCAGUCACAGAAUUAAGGAGAAUGGAUCUACCGUGGUCAAAAAUUGCAGCAUUUUAUCAAAUAAGCCGGCAAGGCAUGUAUAACUUUCGGAAAAAAUAUCAAAUUCAAGAGCCUAAUCAGGAAGUCUCAGAUGCCGAACUUCAGUUUCUUAUCUCGGAGUUGGCAAUAGAACUUCCAAGAGCAGGUGCCAGAUAUAUGAAAGGUGCUUUGACAACAAUGGGUAAGAAAGUGACAUGGAAAAGAGUUAAGGACAACUUACGUCAAGCUAACCCUGCUGCAACCUUAUUACGUCGGAGGCAAAAAAUAAUCAGAAGGAAAUUCAAAGUAAAAGGAGCUAAUUACCUUUGGAGCAUGGAUUCAAAUCACAAGCUCAUCCAUUACAGGAUUGUAAUACAUGGCUGUGUAGAUGGUUUUAGUCGGAAAAUUAUUUACUUAAAUGCUGCUUCGGACAACACAGCAGACACUGUUUUGCAGAUGUUCUAUAAAGGAAUGGAAGAAAAUGGUAUUCCGGUCAGAGUGAGGGGAGAUAAAGGGUCAGAAAAUGCCCGUGUGAAAGAUUGUAUGCAAGAGCUUCGUCAAAAUAUUGUCCAGCCCUUCAUUCAAGGCCGAUCAGUCCAUAAUGUAAGAAUCGAAAGACUCUGGAAGGAAACAAAUAUGCACCCAACUUGGAAGUUCAAACAAAUCUUUAAGUACCUAGAGAGUAUCGAAUUAUUGGAUGAGCAUAGCGAAUUUGACUUAUUUUGCCUUUCUUAUGUUUUUCUUCCAAGAAUUCAAAAUGAAAUGAAUAACUUUGCACAAAUUUGGAAUAACCAUUCAAUGUCCACAAUGCAGGGACGGACUCCCCUUCAAACUUGGACUCUUAAUAUGAUGAACCAAUCUCAUCAUGUCCUUGAAGCACCUAAUGACCCUGAUCUCGUCAACAAUCACCAUGAUAAUCUUGAUGAUAAUGAUGAGAACUCCAUUAUUGUUCCGAGAUUCUCUGAUGAACUUAUAGAGAUAGUACUCCCUCAUUUGUUGGAAGUCCUACCAGAUCCUCUGGCUGAUGAUCACAAUCAUGGCAUCAAUAAUUAUAUUCUGGUACGAAAUAGAGCUUUAGGAAUUUUUCAGCCUCAUGAUUGAUGUGCUCAUUUUUUCAAUAUAACUUUAGUAGAAGCUAACAGCCUUGCUACACCGUCUGUAGGAAAUACAUAAUCCUCCUCCUAACAUUUCUUGUGUUUAACUACAGCUACCCUGUCAUGAUUACCCUAGUUGUUCUCACAAGAUGAAGAAAUGGACCACUUAUGUGUCAUUUUAGAUUGUCGGUUCCUUCUUAGUAUAUAAUAAAUGUCUGCAGAAUUUAUCCCCUAGCCUUUUUAGCAUGUAAUUUUCUUCUCAGAAAAUGCUCUGUAAGCCCUAUUUUGCAAAAAAAAUACUGACUGAAUAAACUUGGUAAAUCAACACACGACUUGGCAAUACUGUACUGUAAUAGAUAAAUAAAAAACCUAAAUAAAUUUUUUGACGGUUUAA
This is a messenger RNA of Bemisia tabaci, 1909 nucleotides long. NCBI's taxonomy places the organism in Eukaryota, Metazoa, Arthropoda, Insecta, Hemiptera, Aleyrodidae. The record is from RefSeq and is a predicted model, not a curated record.